Messenger RNA from Meira miltonrushii, 231 nucleotides. RefSeq lists its product as uncharacterized. Gene Ontology annotation, cellular component: mitochondrial inner membrane. The transcript has 2 exons. The coding region runs from base 1 to 231 and encodes 76 amino acids. NCBI's taxonomy places the organism in Eukaryota, Fungi, Basidiomycota, Exobasidiomycetes, Exobasidiales, Brachybasidiaceae. The record is from RefSeq and is a predicted model, not a curated record.
AUGGCAGGAGAAUCAGCCCACAAAGGAUCACGCUGGUAUCGUCCAGCAUACGGAUUCCAUCCUCAUCCUCCUGCAUUCCAUCAUCGUUUCGGUGCAAAACUUUUAGGUGGAACGAUGUUCUUUUGGAUCUUUUAUCGUGCUUAUCACGAUGGACCCGUUCUACUGGGCCUCAAACAUCCUUGGGACGGACAUCACGAUGAAGGACACGGACAUGGAGAAGAACAUCAUUGA